Messenger RNA from Thalassophryne amazonica, 2527 nucleotides. Its product is annotated as solute carrier family 23 member 2-like. Gene Ontology annotation, molecular function: transmembrane transporter activity. Gene Ontology annotation, cellular component: membrane. The record is from RefSeq and is a predicted model, not a curated record. Gene Ontology annotation, biological process: L-ascorbic acid metabolic process; transmembrane transport. NCBI's taxonomy places the organism in Eukaryota, Metazoa, Chordata, Actinopteri, Batrachoidiformes, Batrachoididae.
GUGUGGUUGAAAAGUAGUAGUUGCAGUCGUUUACAGACAGUCUCGCCUCUUUUACUGCACUCCAGUGUUUACGAGCUUUCCUCCGGCUUGAAGUGAGUUUUGUCUUCGUCUCUCAUCACCAAGGGAACGAGCCAGCGACGUCACGCUAGCUAAGAAGGAAAGUGGGCUCUUUCUUUAACCAGGCAGAUGCUCCCAGCCGCCCAGCUUGGCAGAAAUGAUGGGAUGUGUCAACUAGAUGAUGAAGCCCUGGACAAUGUAAUCAGACUGAAGGAUCCAGCAGUAUUCACACCAAAGCAAGACUGGGACAGGACGCAAAAAGAGGAGGAGAUCAAAGACACAAGGAUGGGUGUAGGAAAAAAUACCUCCAAGUCAUUGGACAGUAGUACUGAAAGAGGGAAAUAUGAAGACGAGAGCCAACAUGUUGCAGAUUUCUUUCCUAUUUCGAUUGUGGUAAAUGGUGUGAGCGUGGCCAGCGCUGACCAAGAUACUGAAAACACAGAGUUGAUGUCCAUCUAUACUAAAGAUCAUCAUGGAGCAGAAAAGAGUUCAAUUUCCGAGACUUUGGACAGCACAGACAGUGUGGAUGCAAGGAGGCUGGACAUGAUCUAUACCAUUGAAGACACUCCACCCUGGUACUUGUGUGUGUUUUUGGGUUUACAGCACUACUUGACAUGCUUUAGUGGAACAAUAGCGGUGCCGUUCCUACUUGCCGAGGCCAUGUGUGUUGGCUUUGACCAGUGGGCCACGAGCCAGCUCAUAGGAACAAUCUUCUUUUGUGUAGGAAUCACCACACUGCUCCAGACGACACUAGGCUGCAGGUUGCCAUUGUUCCAGGCUAGUGCUUUUGCCUUCUUAGCACCAGCAAGAGCCAUUUUGUCACUGGACAAGUGGAAGUGUAAUGAUACAGAGGUCCCAGUAAUAAAUGGCACAGAGCUCCUGCACACUGAGCACAUCUGGUACCCCAGGAUACGAGAGAUCCAAGGGGCCAUCAUUGUGUCAUCUCUGGUCGAGGUGUUUAUCGGAGCCCUAGGUCUUCCAGGGAUCUUGCUGAAGUACAUUGGACCUCUGACCAUCACGCCCACUGUGGCUCUCAUCGGACUGUCUGGUUUCCAGGCUGCAGGGGAAAGGGCUGGAAAACACUGGGGCAUUGCUAUGCUGACUAUCUUCUUGGUGCUGCUUUUUUCCCAGUAUGCCAGGAAUGUUCAUUUCCCUCUGCCAAUCUACAAAGCCAAGAAAGGGUGGACAUCUUACAGGCUGCAAGUCUUCAAAAUGUUUCCUAUCAUCAUGGCUAUCCUGGUGUCGUGGCUGCUGUGUUUUGUUUUCACUGUGACUGACGUCCUUCCCCCGGAGAAGGACAAGUAUGGUUUUUACGCUCGCACAGAUGCACGUCAAGGAAUCCUCAGAGCUGCGCCAUGGUUCAACAUUCCUUACCCCUUUCAGUGGGGUGUUCCUACUGUAGGCAGCUCAGGUGUAAUAGGCAUGAUGAGUGCAGUCGGGGCCCGCAUCAUUGAAUCUAUUGGUGAAUACUAUGCUUGUGCCCGACUCUCUUGUGCCCCUCCACCUCCCAUCCAUGCCAUCAAUAGGGGUAUAUUUGUAGAGGGAAUUUCCUGUGUGCUGGAUGGUCUUUUUGGGACAGGAAAUGGUUCCACCUCCUCCAGUCCAAACAUAGGAGUGCUUGGAAUCACAAAGGUGGGCAGCAGACGUGUCAUCCAAUAUGGAGCUGCAAUGAUGCUGUUGUUGGGUCUUGUGGGUAAAUUCAGUGCACUGUUUGCUUCUCUGCCUGAUCCUGUUCUGGGAGCUCUAUUCUGUAUGUUUGGCAUGAUCACGGCUGUGGGCCUGUCCAACCUACAGUUUGUCGACCUCAACUCCUCCAGGAACCUCUUUGUUCUGGGAUUCUCCAUCUUCUUUGGUCUGAUGUUGCCAAGCUACCUCACAAACCCACUAGUCACUGGAAUAAUUGAGAUAGACCAAGUGUUGAAUGUCCUCCUGACGACAGCCAUGUUUGUUGGAGGAUCUGUUGCUUUCAUUUUGGACAAUACUAUCCCUGGUACCCCUGAAGAAAGAGGCAUCAGGAAGCUAAAGCGUGGAUCUGGCCCAAGUGCAGCAGAACUUGAAGGGAUGAGAUCUUAUGACCUGCCAUUUGGAAUGGACUUUAUCUGCGGACACCCUAUCUUCAAGUAUUUUCCCAUCAGUCCUACUUUCACAGGCUACCAGUGGGAUAGGCUACCGGGAGCCUGCAGGAGCCAAAUGGGACAUGGGGAUACGGUGUUGGGAGGAGAGGGAGGCACACCACCGGGGGAAAGUAAAGUAUAGCCAAAGAGCUGGAAUAGGAGAAAUUGCUGAGUUUGGCUGUAUCUGGGGAGCAGAAAUAGUAGGCUGAGAUAAGAAGUUUGGUGUGCCCAGGACAGAAAUAGGACUGUGUGAAAGAAUUGUUGCACAGGCCCCUUUCGAGAGGUUUUCUUUAGUUCGUCUUUUUCUGUUUUCACCUAUGCUAUUUUAAGCAUGCUGCCGCAAGUAUGGCAUGUUU